Molecule: messenger RNA, 1259 nt
Organism: Perca flavescens (yellow perch)
Lineage: Eukaryota; Metazoa; Chordata; Actinopteri; Perciformes; Percidae
Gene: smim22
Product: small integral membrane protein 22
Exons: 4
Coding region: 690-929 (79 amino acids)
Biological process (GO): regulation of cell population proliferation
Source: RefSeq, a predicted model, not a curated record
AACAGUACUUCUCUCUGAAAUGUACACUCUAUAAGAAAUAAAGCCAUAAAAUAACAGUAAAUUAGUAGCCUACUGGCAGCUCAUUAACCAGCCUUUGUCCCUUAAUUAAAAACAGAAAUGUUGUGCGUGGCUACAGUUAAAAGACAGAACAUGUUUUUUAAAUUCUGUCAGACACAGCUGCUCAGUUAGCACAUUUCUGAAAUGAAUCUGGUUAAUCAUUUACGAUAACGGCGUUGGGAACAGCUGACUAUACGUCAAUUGUCGGAGCACAGAUAAAGGUCCCAUAAUGCAAUUCGAAACGUAAACAAACAGAAACUGUGAAGCACGUCCUACGGACAGUUUCUGUUGAAAUAUUCAGACUACGGCUAUAAACACGGAUAUUUCUUACAGUGUUGUGGAGUAGAAGAAGAAAGUGGCAUGAAAAGAACUGACUCAAGUAAACCUCAACAUUUGGACUAAAGUACAGUACUGGAGUAAAUGUAGGCUUCUUAGUAACAUUCCACCACUGUGUAUUGUGCUCUCAGUCUUAUGAUAAUUAACAGACAGCGGUUUGGUUUUAACUGCGCCACACGAGGCAGGCAGCAGGUGUGGGUGUGUCCCUCCCCUGUCCCCGGGCGGUCAGCCGGAGCAGCGGACCCGGAAGGAAAGGCUCAUUAAAGACUGCGGCUCCGUCUACAGCAUACAGAGCAAUGGAUCAGAGAGGCCUGCAGCAGGAGUUCCAGGUUCAGUUCAGCAAUGUGGUUUCCAGAGUGCAGUUCUUCCAGUCGGACUGGGACAUCGCCUCUUUUGCCAUCUUCUUCAUCUUCAUCGGGAUGGUUUUGCUGCUGGUCAUCCUGGUCCUCAUCCGCUGUUGCUGCUGCUGCUGCUGUGAUGACGAGAGGCCUCGCGGGCGGAAGGUCGGCAUAGAGAACAUGGCUCUGGAGCCCUGACAGAUGGAGGAGUGGGGGGGGGGGGCACAGCCUGCUGCUUUGACUUGUGUGCCAAAGCUUUGACUGGACUGUCACCAGUCGGUCACCAAAACGUAGUCCACUCGCACAUAGAAUGAAUCGUUGUUCCUUUGCUACCCUGGUAGGGAAAUCUAUCACGUGAAAUCUUUUUGACUGUCACUGCUGUGUUGCUAGGAUACCACCGAGCAGCCGUCUGUGUUUUUUAUGCCUCUGUCAGAUUCAAAUGUCACUUCCUUGUUUGUUGAAAGAAUGUUGGUUUCAAUUUGAAGUUUUUACUUGGUAACAAAUCUAUAGGUCAUAAAAAAAAAAAAA